Messenger RNA from Plenodomus lingam JN3, 2463 nucleotides. The record is from RefSeq and is a predicted model, not a curated record. Lineage: Eukaryota; Fungi; Ascomycota; Dothideomycetes; Pleosporales; Leptosphaeriaceae.
AUGGCUACUGUAAACCGGUUUUGUACCGUAGUGCUUAAGAACCAACCAAAUACAGAGUUUCUAAUCUCCGUAAGCACGGCCCUAAUUCCCCCUGCAAGAAGACCCACGGGCGAGCACUUCUGCGUACUACCACAGUACAUUAUCAUAGACCUCCGCCCAAUUACAGUGCCAUGGGAAGUAUUCAUGCAUCUCUUGGAGAAGACCGUGACGCUGUUUCCUGUUUUUGGUGAUACCAUUGUACGCGUUCGAGCAAGCCAACGCAGCGUGAGCCAAUCCUUGAACGUUGGCCGCGUACCGUGUACCGACUCCAAGAUGGGACUUGCUUGCCAGAGAUGCAAGUACAAGAAAAUCAAGUGUGACAGGGGCGAACCAAUCUGUCGCCAGUGUACCAUCGCAAAAGCAGACUGCCAUUACGCGGAACGUAGAAAAAGACCUCGACUCGCACAACCAAAAGUUGCUGUUCAUCGUUUGACGCAUCGAUUGGAAGCGCUUGAGAAGAAACUCCAUAGCAGCAACGAAGGAGCCUCGCCACCUUUGUCCUCGUUCUUAUCCUCACCGUCACAUGUAGUUCGGUCUGAAGCAGCUCGAUCUGAAGCAUCUCGGUCAACCUCCUUGAUCCCUUCUCCUGAAGCUUCUUUGACAGCGGCUGAUGGCCAAGAAUCAUGGAUAUAUCAACUUGCAACGAAAACCAAACGCAACUUUGAGAAUCAAACCACGCCCGUCACCACUCCAAGACCGCAAAUUGACAACGCAAUAUCGCUGCUCAAUGAUGCGUUGGAAGACCUUGGAAAGCUUCGAGUGCGCCAUGGUACCGCUGACGUGGAAUUGAAUCUCUCGGUAGCAGAGACCAAGGCAUGCAUAGAAGCUUUCAUUCAAAUGUCAAACUAUAUAGUCGUGCCGGAUGUAUUCGCUCUGGCGAUUGAUGUCAAGUUCUUGAUGACGCUUCCAGACAUCAUCGACUCACCUUACGUUAGCAUCAAGCCAGGCGUACGAGGAAUGUACUAUGCAGCGUUAUACUUUGGCCUGCGACACCGUUACGGCCCGGGCGACGUACUGACUAGCAAGGCAUAUCUGAAAAUCCUUGGCACGGUGCCUGCGUGGCUAGAUGCUUCGACUGAUAGCGAGCUAGACGGCCACAUGGCAGCUUUGAUAACUUGGACUUGCAUCAACAAUCACGACUACCAACUGUCGUGGAAGUUUCAUUGCAAGGCUUGCCAGUUUGUGAAGAUGAGAGGCAUCGAUGAACUUGAUACCGUGCCGGCGAAGACGCUCGAGGGGGAAAACGAGAGAGAUGUGCUACGCUUCCUGUAUUGGCACGUCUUAUGUGUCGACUCACUAUUUCGCCUGUUUUAUGGGAAACCCACAGUUAUGCGGUGGUCACCAAACAAGGUGAGACCACCAGCUGUACUGCGUACGAACAACUUGCAGCCGUCCAUGUGGAUGACCACGAUUACUGUCGUCUGGAUUCGCUACACAAACCUGACAGCUGAGACGAUCAACUGGAUAGACGAGAACGCGCCGCACAAGGAUAUCGAUGCAUUGAGCCGAAGAGUGGAUGCACUAUGUGUCCAACUUGAAGACAUUAUGAAAGAGUGGGGCUAUGAACGACUUCUCAAUGCCCCAGAGACGACGGGUGAUUUCCGCUGCCUGCUCGCGGAUCAUAUUAUGACCAUCAACGCCAUCAUCAUCGGCAUGCAACGCAUAGUCAUGAAGGAACAACCAGAACGUACCGUGGACACAAUGACCGUUCGUGCUGCCCGCAACAUCAUUCGCAUCAUCCUCGAAUUCCACACAGACCGAAGCCUCCAAGGGACACCACAGACAAUAUUCGACCACUUCAUAACCUUCUACCCCUUCACAGCCGCCUUCUCCCUCUACGAAUACAUACUCGCCUGCACCCACCCCCAAGACUGCGAAUCCGACAUCCAAUCCCUCGAAGCCAUCGGCACCGCCAUGACCGAAGCCAGCACCAACCGCCACACAAUCUCCCCCUUCUCAAACACCAUCAACGCGCUGAACAAAGUCUCCCGCAGCCUGCAAGACGAACGCUAUAGACAGCGUCGCACGCACAGUGGCCAGCAGGGUGGCCGGCAGGAUUGCGAGGUGGGAUUGUCGCUGCCCCCGAAUAGCUUCGAUACGUUUCAGAAUCUCAUGGCGAGGGAUGCGCAGUUCAAUGCGUCGGUGUUUGAGUCGAUGCCUGGGUUGAAUGGGUGUGUGGAGGGUGGGUUUCAGCCGCAGGGGUUUGUGAGGGCGUUGGAGCAUGAUUUCUUGGGGCGGAAUUGGAGGGAUGGGUGGUGGGAUGUUGAUGGGGUUGCGGGUGCUGGUGCGGGGUUGGAUGUUGGGGUGGAGAGGUGUGGAAUCUUGCUACAAUUUUCCCUUUGCUACGCCCUUGUCUUCAAAGGACGCAAAGAAGUCAAAACUGCGGAUGCAGAGACCAUGCAAAUACACGCCCUCUACAUGUAG